Molecule: messenger RNA, 2115 nt
Organism: Pseudophryne corroboree (corroboree frog)
Lineage: Eukaryota; Metazoa; Chordata; Amphibia; Anura; Myobatrachidae
Gene: ACAT2
Product: acetyl-CoA acetyltransferase 2
Exons: 9
Coding region: 621-1817 (398 amino acids)
Biological process (GO): fatty acid beta-oxidation
Cellular component (GO): mitochondrion
Molecular function (GO): acetyl-CoA C-acetyltransferase activity
Source: RefSeq, a predicted model, not a curated record
GAAGGGAGAUGGGAACUGUCUGUGUGUGUGCGUGUGUGUGAGGUUGGUGAGAUAGUACAGUACUAGUGCUGCAGGCAGUCUGCUCUGUUGAUUCUAUUUCGGAGUGGGAGAAGGGACCUUCUGACGUAUCUAGGGGAGGAGACACGUCACCAGGGGGAGGAGCUACGGGCGAACAGGGUACCCGAAAAGUACCCUCGCGGGCUCGCUUCGCUCGCCACGCUUCGAGCUCGGUGGCUCGCUCCGCUUCGCUCGCCACCUGAUUACUAAAGGUAAUAGUUGGUGACGUGGAUAGUAGAGGAACUAUCCCGCUGGCGUAGCUCCUCCCCCUUAUGUCGUAACUCCUCCCCCUUAUGUCGUAACUCCUCCCCCAGACGGAAAAGGUCCCUUAGCCCACUUGAUUCUAGCAUCUACCGUCACCUGCUCAGUAGUGUCAGUGACAGCUGAGCGCUCAGAUCAGCAGCAGUGAGGACAGGCGUUAGUGCUGUGUGAGCAGCAGAGAAGAUCUGAAAGCGGGAAGUAGCAGAGUAGCGCUGCAGUCAGUAGUGUCAGAUCAGCAGCUGUGUGCCGGUGUCAGAGCUGUACUGUGUCUGGAGCAGAGAAGACCCGGAGUGACCUGGAAGAUGAGCUCCACAGAUGACCCAGUGGUGAUUGUAUCUGCUGCCCGUACUGCUAUAGGCUCAUUCAAUGGAGCCCUAUCUACUUUACCUGCUCAUGCCCUGGGAACAGUCGUGAUCCAGGAGGUGCUAAAGAGAGCCAACACCCAGCCUGACGAGGUCUCUGAAGUGAUAUUUGGACAUGUUUUGACUGCAGGUGCUGGGCAGAACCCUGCUCGUCAAGCCGGUGUUGGCGCCGGGAUUCCCUACUGUGUUCCAGCCUGGAGUUGCCAGAUGAUCUGUGGAUCAGGCCUAAAGGCAGUAAGCCUAGGAGCGCAAUCCAUUCUAGCAGGGGAAGCUGACAUUGUGGUAGCCGGUGGUAUGGAGAACAUGAGUCAGGCUCCUCAUUUAAUCCACAUGCGAGCUGGUGUGAAAGCUGGAGAUGUCUCACUACAGGACAGUAUACUGUGUGAUGGUCUUAAUGAUGCAUUUUACAAGUAUCAUAUGGGAAUAACUGCUGAAAAUGUGGCCAAGCAAUGGAAGAUUUCCAGAGAGGAACAGGACCGUCUCGCAGUCCAAUCACAGAACAGGACUGAGGCGGCACAGAAAGCUGGCUAUUUUGAUAAAGAGAUAGUACCCGUUGAGGUACCUUCCAGGAAAGGGCCUGUGACAGUGGCAACUGAUGAGUUUCCCCGACAUGGAAGCAAUUUAGAAUCAAUGGCAAAACUAAAACCUUACUUUCUCAAGGAUGGAACCGGCACUGUAACCCCAGCUAAUGCGUCCGGUAUUAAUGAUGGAGCUGCAGCAGUUAUUCUUAUGAAGAAAUCAAAGGCACACCACAGACAUCUGUCACCCAUGGCAGAGAUUGUGUGCACUGCCCAGGCUGGUUUGGAUCCAUCUGUUAUGGGGGUUGGACCUAUCCCGGCUAUUAAAAAAGCUGUUAAAAAAGCCGGAUGGAGUCUGGAUGAUGUGGACGUAUUUGAAAUUAAUGAAGCUUUUGCAGCACAAGCCUUAGCCAUUGUUAAAGAGUUAGGACUGAACCCAGAUAAGGUGAACAUUCAGGGCGGUGCUAUAGCCCUCGGACACCCUCUCGGAAUGUCUGGUUGCCGCAUUUUGGUCACCCUUCUGUAUGCUCUGGAGAGAACGGGUGGGAAGAAAGGAGUCGCUGCUCUUUGUAUAGGUGGUGGCAUGGGAAUAGCAAUGUGCAUUGAAAGAAAACACUAACCUGAAAUAAUAUUCACAUUAACACUACGGUUACAGGUGUAUGUGAUAAAGCUACUUAUAGGUGGGCACCGGUUCCUAUCUACAAGUGACUGAAGAAGUGCCAUUACAUUCCGCAAGGAUCGUCGCUUUCAUCCUCAAUUUAAUCAUGAAAUAUUUGUUUUUUAAGGUGUGAUAUGUUUUGUAAACAGUAUGUUGCUAUGAAAUAUACAAUUUUAAUUGCAGGAGUUAUGCAAAUAUGUUAAAAGCAGUAUACUAAUUUAAUUAAAUUUUUAUUAAAGAUUAGUUUGCUAAAGGUGGA